This is a messenger RNA of Mytilus trossulus (common blue mussel), 828 nucleotides long. RefSeq names its product serine-enriched protein-like. Gene Ontology annotation, molecular function: protein binding. The record is from RefSeq and is a predicted model, not a curated record. The transcript has a single exon. Lineage: Eukaryota; Metazoa; Mollusca; Bivalvia; Mytilida; Mytilidae. Bases 59 to 781 code for a protein of 240 amino acids.
UACAAAUCAGUUCAAUUUGUACCUCUGUCUUUACAAACAUAUAUACACCAAUUUAAAAAUGAAUAGAUGUGAAUCCACUCUGGCUUUAAUUGAUUUUGAACAAGUACAACAGGAUGACUAUUCAUCUGGAUACGAAUCCACACCAUCAGACUCAGAGUCAUCCACAUUAACCAAGAAACCUCAGAAUAACAGACUGAUACCUAUCAGUUACAACAGGGACCCAGUCAAGAUCAAAGAGAAGAUGAGCUACAGAAAUACACAAACUCUGACAGAACAAUUGAAGGUCAUCUCAUCCAUACCAGAACUUUGUGAUGUUACAUUUGAAGUGGGUUCAGAAAAGGUCAAAGUUCAUGGUGUCAAGGCCAUCUUGGGAACAAGAAGCAGAGUGCUGUACAAUCUUAUCUUAAAGAAACAGAAAGAAGCUGAAUUUCAGAGAAAAGCUGAUAAAAAAGACAAGAAAAGGAAAACUUCAGUUCAAUCAGACAAAGUGAUCAUUGUUGUGAAGAAGUAUGAACCAGAGGACUUCAGAAUGAUCAUACAGUUCAUACACAGUGGUUCUGUGGACAUCAACAGUUCAUGUGUAGCUGGACUUUUAUGUGGUGCAGCACAAUUUGGUUUGGAUGACCUUGAAAGAGCAUGCUGGGACUUUAUCAACCAUUCUGUUAAAUCAGGGACCAUCUCAAAGAUUAUACCAGCUGCCAAGAGAUACAGUCAUCAUAUAACUGGACAACAACUCCUAGAGAAGACAUUCAGUUUAUCAGAGCAAAGUGUUGACCUUUGACUUUAAGUGCUGACUGAUUGUUUUGUUAAAACCUUAGUGCUAUACUG